AUGGAUCUUACAGGCAUACCUACGCCAUGUAUGGAUUGGACAUCGACAAAUUUGGUCGAUAGUUGGAAAAAAUUCCAGCAGCACGUGCAACUGAUAUUUGAUGGCCCCUUGAAAGAGAAAGAUGAGACUGUUAAGAUAAGUUAUUUACUUAUUUGGGUCGGCGACAAAGGUUGCGAUGUGUAUAAUACAUGGACUCUGUCGAACGACAAUAAGAAAAAGCUCGACACUUACUACAAGCGUUUUAAGGCGUACGUGCAGCCUAAGCUCAACCCUGUGUUUAGCAGAUUCAAGUUCAAUAACGAAGUUCAAGGUCAGCAGUCGAUUGAGCAGUUAGCUAAAGAUUGUCAGUAUCACGAUGCAGACGAGAUGAUCCGUGAUAGGAUUGUGUUUGGGACAAAUUCCGCCAAGAUUCGCGAAAAGCUUAUCAAUGAAGGUGACAAGCUUACUCUGGAUAAAGCCAUCCAAAUCGCCCAGAACCAUGAAUACUCACAGGAGCAGCUUAAGUCGAUGGGUACCACGUCACAGGAAGUUCACGCGAUUACAUCUAGACCACCGCCAGGAAAUCGUGAUUCCCACAAGACUUCCAAAACUGGCCAUAGCACCAGUCAACCUGAACCGAAACGUGUGGUUCAUGCUCUUAACAAAUCUGGUGUGUCAUAUGAACAAAAUCAAGCAUUUACACAUGUUACAAUAGGUCCAAAUAAUGUACCAGUCAAAUGUAAGCUUGACACUGGCUCACAAGUUAAUGUUAUACCAGUAUCUACUUAUAAACAGCUAGGUGUUGCUGAUCAGUUGAGUUCGUCGUCUAAUUUGUCUGGUUAUGCUGGGUCACCAGUUAAGAAACUGGGUUCUUGUAAAGUAGCUGUUAAGUUUAAGGAUAUCUUUGAAGGGUUAGGGUUAUUCCCAGGGGAAUGUACUAUCCAUAUAGAUCCCGAUGCUAUACCAGCUAUCCACCCCCCUCGUAGAAUACCACAGGCUUUGGGUGACAGGUUUAAAACUGAGUUAGACCGGAUUGAGAAGUUACUGGUCAUUGCUAAGGUCGACACCCCCACACAUUGGGUAAACUCCAUGGUUGUUGUCGAGAAGCCAUCUGGAGCUUUAAGAUCCUGCCUUGACCCCAGGGAUCUAAACAAGGUCAUUCAUCGACCCCAUUACCCAUUGAAAACUCUCAAUGACAUUUUACCUGAGUUAGCUGGUGCACGUUAUUUCACCAAGCUUGAUGCGCGCUCAGGUUAUUGGACUAUUAAGCUUGAUGACGACUCAAGCUAUCUUACUACGUUCAAUACCCCUUAUGGUAGGUAUCGCUUCCUCAGAUUACCCUUUGGCCUGAAAUCUGCACAGGAUGAAUUUCAGCGCAAGAUUGACUACUGUUAUGCAGGUCUCAAAGGUGUUGUUGCUAUAGUCGAUGACAUUCUUGUCUACGGGAAGACCCGUGCUGAGCACGAUAGCAAUUUGAAAGCUGCUCUUCAGCGCACAAGAGAAAUGGGCAUAAAGCUCAAUGAUGAGAAGCUCGAUGUAGGUAAGACACAAGUCGAGUACUUUGGUCACUUACUUUCUGAAGAUGGUGUCAAGCCUGACCCUAAAAAGGUCUCAGCUGUCAAAGACAUGAAACCACCGGAAAAUCGUAACAAACUCGAGACAGUACUGGGUAUGGUAAACUACCUAUCCAAAUUUGCACCAAACUUGGCUGAUACUACUAGCCCCAUGCGACAAUUAUUGUCAAAAAGGUCUGAAUUUGUUUGGGGCCCAGCCCAAGAAGAGUCUUUUGCUAAGGUCAAGGACAUAAUCACAAGGUCACCAGGCAGAGUAUUGGCCUAUUUUGAUCCUAGGAAAGAUACUGUAUUGCAAGUUGACGCCUCCAAAUUUGGUCUUGGAGCUACUCUCUUACAAGAAGGCAAGCCUGUGUCUUAUGCCUCGAAAUCACUUACCCCAUCAGAAAUUAACUAUGCACAAAUUGAAAAGGAAAUGUUAGCUAUUCUGUUUGGGUAUAAGCAUUUUCAUCAUUAUGUUUAUGGGCGUGAGGUGUGCGUCCAAACAGACCACAAGCCAUUAGUGUCUAUUAUGCAGAAGUCUAUACUUACUGCCCCUGCCCGCUUACAGCGCAUGAUUCUGCAAUUGCAGAGAUACAACCUUAAGCUUGUUCAUGUCCCAGGAAAACAGAUUCCUGUAGCAGAUACACUUUCUAGGAAAUACUUACCUCAUACAAUGCCAGAGCUCUCCAAGGGCAUUGAGGCUCAGUUACAUUUGGUUCAUGAAAACAUGCAGGUCAGUGACUGUCGUCUAGAACAGAUUAGGUUGUCUACAGAAUCAGACCCCCAGUUUCAAACCUUAACCAAAUUUAUUUUGGAAGGUUGGCCAGACUUACGCAGAAAUUGCCUAGACCCCAUUAAGGAAUAUUGGAACUUCCGCGAUGAAUUGUCAGUAGAGAAUGGGCUCAUUAUGAAGGGUCUUAGAAUAGUUAUUCCCCAUGACCUCAGGACAGAGCUCUUGAAAAUAUUACAUGUGGGUCACACUGGUGUUGAAAAAACCCUGAGACGAGCCCGUGACAUAGUUUUCUGGCCAGGACUUACGAAGGACGUUACGGACCUAAUACUGAACUGUAAUGUUUGUUUAGAAUUAAGGAAUUCCAAUCCUAAGGAACCUUUGCAAUCUCAUGAAAUUCCUUCAUACCCCUGGCAGACAAUUGCCUCAUAUCUCUUCCUAUGGGAUGACAAGGACUAUGUUCUGUUUGUUGACUACUAUAGUAGGUAUUUUGGAGUUUUCAGGCUAACCAAUACUCAUAGUUCCACUAUCAUCUCAAAGUGCAAAGAAGUCUUUGCAAGGUAUGGUAUACCUGAAAAUUUUGUUUUGGACAAUGGUCCACAGUAUUCCAGUUAUGAAUUUGCUGAUUUUUCCAAAGAGUGGAACUUUCAGCAUGUCACCUCAAGCCCCAGGUACCCUAGAUCUAACGGUCUUGCAGAAAGGACAGUACAAACCAUUAAGGGCAUUCUUACUAAGUGUAAGGCUGACAGACAAGACAUUAAUUUGGCCAUUCUGACAUACAGGACUACUCCUUUAGACAUAGGACUUUCCCCAUCACAACUGUUAAUGUCCAGAAGACUUAGGUCAAACAUCCCUACUGUUCAGGAAAGCCUUAAGCCCUUUCAUCAUGACACAGACAAGAUUAGGGUAAAGUUACAAGUCAGUCAUGACAAGUCAAAAGUCUACCAUGAUAGAUCAGCUCUACCUCUAAAGCCUCUCAAAUCUGGUGAUUCAGUUAGGGUUCAGCUCAAUGAUAAAAAAUGGACCCCAGCCAUUAUAAUGCAACCACAUGGGAAUAGGUCAUAUUUGGUCAAGACACCUGCUGGUUCUUUGUAUAGGUGCAAUAGGAGAUUUCUCCAUAAAACAAAAGAAGCUCCCCAACCAGAAGAGCUUGCUCUUCCCCAGUAUGAUGUUUUCAAACAUGAGCCUUUGCCAGAUGAUACCCCUAAUUUGAAUUCUGGUAAUGAUGUGCAACCUGGAAAAAAUCCUGACAUAGGUAACUCACCUAAGCCCCCAGAACAAUCCAAACCAUAUGUAACUAGGUCUGGAAGAGUUGUUAGACAAAAAAUUAUUCCUUCUAUGUAA
Molecule: messenger RNA, 3606 nt
Organism: Saccostrea cuccullata (small rock oyster)
Lineage: Eukaryota; Metazoa; Mollusca; Bivalvia; Ostreida; Ostreidae
Exons: 3
Coding region: 1-3606 (1201 amino acids)
Biological process (GO): DNA integration
Molecular function (GO): nucleic acid binding
Source: RefSeq, a predicted model, not a curated record